Messenger RNA from Magallana angulata, 1391 nucleotides. RefSeq names its product adenosine receptor A2b-like. Gene Ontology annotation, cellular component: membrane. The coding region runs from base 21 to 1004 and encodes 327 amino acids. The record is from RefSeq and is a predicted model, not a curated record. Gene Ontology annotation, biological process: G protein-coupled receptor signaling pathway. Gene Ontology annotation, molecular function: G protein-coupled receptor activity. NCBI's taxonomy places the organism in Eukaryota, Metazoa, Mollusca, Bivalvia, Ostreida, Ostreidae. The transcript has a single exon.
CUGGCCCAAACUGAAGCAGCAUGUCGGGCGAUAACGAUACAGAUUUCGGUCUGAAUGAUGGCAAGAUGGUCAUGCAGAAAGAUUUUGUCACCAUUACUCUCGGAGUUUUGCUGAUAACAAUUAAUGCCUUUGCAUUAGGGGUACUUGCCUCCUGCCAGAAGAUGAUGGUACAAAUCCGACUGAUGGCCAUCAACUUGUCUUGUACUGACCUGCUUGCCGGGGUCCUUUUGAUUGCGGACACCUACUUGCCUGUCAACAUCUCUCUAAUCAGCUGCCGGACCCUGCUCGUGUUCUGGGACAUGGCGGUAGUCGUGUCCUACUGCACAACGACAGUCCUUUCGGUCGAUCGCUACAUCUCCAUGACGUUUCCGCUAAGGUACCAUGCCCUCAUGAACAAGACAAGAAUCAAGGCCAUGAUGGGUCUCACCUGGGUCGUAGGUUUCAUUUUCCACUUUGUAAGGUAUGCUGACGAAUUCCAAACUUACACCGUCUGUAUCCCGAACCUAUAUCAUCAAGGUAAAUUUGCGCGUAAAAUUGACGUCACCGUGUUCGCUGCCAGCAUUCUAAUCAAUGUAAUUCUCAACAUUGUUAUGUUUAGAAGAAUUAUCAAAAUAUCCAGGGUUUCCCGUAUCAACCCGCUAGACCAAAACGUUCGAAAGACCAUGGAAAACAUCCGGAUAUUCACACGAGUUCUGGUCAUUACCGGUACGUUUCUGUUUUUAUACACACCUGUCGUUAUUCUAAACCUGAUUAUUAGUUAUUCCGACGAUAAGAAAUUUGCGCUGUCACUCACUGGUUGGGUAAGUCUUGCCGGGAUGCUGUGUGUCCUGAAUUCGUUCGCCAAUCCUUUUCUGUACGCUUGGAGGUUUCGGGAGUGCCGAUACCAGUUUCUGAUUGCGUUGUGCUACUGCAGCAAGAAACGACGGGAGCAUUACAAAAGCAUGAAGAAGAAAUCGUACAUUACAUACAACAUUUCGUCCAGGGACGUUCCAGAGGAAUCAUAAGCCACAGUCGUUUAUGUCGAAUUUUAUCGUUGUAAUAUCGUUUUUAUCGUUGUAUCGUUAGAAUAUUAACUUUUGAAAUUUGAUGUUCAAUGAUAUCUUUGAAAUGAUUUGUCACGUGCUACGUUAGAUUAAAUGUAUAGUUAUACAUUAUAUAACUUGUACUGACAAUGAUGACGAGAGUCCCCCUUCUCCACACAGCAACUAUUUUCCGAGGCAAAAUUCAAGAUCGCUGAAAUACACUUUAGGUAUAUACAUGUAACCCAAUGCGGACGGAAAUUGGGAAACAUGCUUUGUUCUUUGUCGAUACUGGUUAAAUAUUGUAUGUUGUCAUGUAAAGUACUAUUAACGAGCAUAUACCUGUAUCAAUAAAAAAACUAACAAAGAUCU